CUAACAAAAGAACUGUCCUGAGCUCCACCAAUUUGCUAUUGUCAUCAAUCAACCAAUUAUUUUGCUGAGGUAACUCUGAGUCUCUGCUUCCUGCUCUUUCUCUGCCAUGCCUGGUUUCCUUUUUCCAAGUCCCACUUAUCUAUGCUCCAUUUCAGACUUCAUCACUCCCACCUGCUCAUCUGUUACAACUGUCCAUGCUCUCAUAUCUGCAUUCAAGAGACCGCCUAUUAAUGUCACUGACAUCCUUACAAUCAUCCUCAAUCCUUACGUUUUUAAAGUCACCUUUAGUCUUGCUCUCCACUGACCGUGGUCUAUUUUGAGUUGCAAAUGGGAAUGCUAAAAUAAGUUCCUUAUCUCUAUAAAAUCUCAGUCUGUCUUAAGCUGUGCUUACCUCUGAUAAGUCUCUGCUAUUAAUGGGGUUCCUGAGAACUUCCUUUGUUGGGUGGUUUUAGAUCGGUGUUGUAUUUGUCUAGUACUGUAAAUAAUGAGUUCCUAGCCAUUGUUCUCACAGAAGCCCCGUUUCUCUUCACUGUUCAUAUUUUCUUUUUCUUCCUUAUCCAAAUGCUAAAAAUUUCAUGUCUUGGCUUCUACCAUUUUAUCAAAAGAUAUGACUGAAACUUCUUCAGAUAUGCUGUUCAAGAGAGUUCCGUGGGUUCUCGUUUGCUUGUACUUCCAUAUGGUGUAUGGAAGCAAUUUCGAUGUGCUGGUGACAUUUCAAAAGGCUCCUCUGCCUAUUACCUCUCUCAGGUCAGCUACAUUUGUUUUCGAGGUUUCGUUGGGAGCUGGUGGAGAGCCGUGUACCAAUUGCAGCAUCCAGUGCGAGCUUGAUGAUCGAGCUCCUACGAAUUGUGAGCAAAACUCUGUGUCCUAUUCAGGGUUGGGAGCUGGUGAUCACAUAUUCCAUGUCUGCAUCAACAGAUCAGCACAAAUUUCGUGCUCAAGCUACAAUUGGACCAUUGAUACGGUUCAUCCUACUGCAUCAAUUUCAACCUCAAGAUCCUUCACAAAUGCAUUAAACAUUUCAGCCUUUAUUACAUUCAACAAGCCAUGCCUUGGGGAAGGUGGAUUUAGAUGCUCUUCUGUUAAUGACUGCAGUCUUCUUGUUUAUGGGCCUGGUCAGGUUGUGCCAUCAACCCUUCAGGUUGUCCAGUCUGAUCUGAAAUUCUCUAUUGUUGUGAGUUUCUCUACUGCUGCUCAGUAUGGAAGGGUGAUAUUAGCAAUGCGGAGAGGUUUCUGCACAGAUUCUGCUGGAAAUAGGUUUAUCAGAACUGCUAAUUCAACGUAUACCUUGCACUUUGACAGGAGGAGAGUAUUUGCCAAUUUGACAGCACAUGUCCCCAUGAAGCUACUUCAACUUAACGCUGCAUCGAGGAUAGUGGAGGCAACCAACGACCACAGGAACUUGAGAAUUUAUUUGGUUUUCUCUGUUCCUGUUCUUAAUUCGUCCUCUGAAAUUCUAAGUGCUCUUCAUAUUAGUAGUGGCCUCCUCGUUCCUAUUAAUCGAAAGACCCUUGGGAACCGCCGAUUUGGAUUUUUGGUGAACAACACAUCAAGCAUUACUAUUAUCACAAUAACACUGCAGCAAGAUGCAAUAAUUAGUCGGCAAGGGACUUUUGUUUCACCCACUGAACCCCUCACUUUUCUAUACGAUUGUCAAAGGCCAACAGUGAGAUUGACCACCACAUCAGAGAAGAGGACUAGAGAUCAUUAUCUUCCGGUACUCAUAAGAUUCAUGGAACCAGUUUUUGAUUUUAAUUCUUCUGCUAUAUCAAUUUCAGGAGGCCAUUUGCUAAGAUUCAGUCCAAUUAGCUGGAGUCUGUACGGCAUUGAUGUGCAUGUGGACGACUCUACAGUAUCAGUAGAGAUUCCUGCAAAUAUUACAGGGGAUAUUGCAGGAAACAAGAAUCUAGCAUCAAAUGUUUUACAAGUGAUGCAUUAUUCUGUCCCCACGACCUCAGUGGCAAUCAGUACAUUAACUACUGCUGCUUUUGCGGUAACAUCUUUAGCAGCUGGAUUGCUCACAGUUUCUACUGCCAGCCUUCAAUCUUUUGGAGCACUUUCAAAUCCUCUGCCAUCAUAUGUUACCUAUGAUCCAUCAAGAAAUCUCUUUAGAAUUGCUGGCCACAUUCAGGUAUUUGCACUUUCAAAGUGGCUACCUGUCACCUUGCCUGUUGAAUACUAUGAAUUUGUGAGAGGCUUACAGUGGAGCAUCCCCCACCUUAGGCUACCAUGGGAAGCAGAACACUACAAGACCUUCCCGAUCAAUUCAAGUUCCCAUGUCCAUCCACCUGUAAAAGUUGUUGAGGAAAGAUCAUAUUCCGGUUAUGCAUUUAAAAGAGAUAGUCAAUUGACAAAGCACCUUACUGCUAUGGAAUAUGCAUCACUUUUUGAGAUCCAGAAUAUGAAACCAGAAGCAGAAUUUCUCAUGAGUGGAAAGACCUCCACAGGAUGGAAGGAAUUCAAGAGGAACAUGUUCUGGCUAGUCGUAAUAGUUGGCAGUUUGAUGCUGCUCCAUGCUAUAAUUGUAUUUACUCUCAAGUUAAAAAGGAGAAGCAUGUCUCCGAAACAUGCAAGUUAUGGAGCACUUGUGGUACCAAGAUUUGAGUUAUUUCUGAUCAUUCUGGCGCUGCCUUGCAUGUGCCAAGCUGGAGCAGCAGUCAUCAAAGGGGGGUCGGCACCAGAAGUCAUUGUUGGUGUUUUACUGGUUGGUUUCUCAUCGCUUUGUGUUUUGUCCUUGCUGUCAUUCCUCACAAUUGGAAUUACCAUGGGUAAGCUACUUCAAUAUAAGGAGGUUCAUCAAGAAGGGCAAAAAUUUCAUUGGUACCAAGAACUAAUAAGAAUCACUUUGGGUCCUGGUAAGCGGGGGCAAUGGACAUGGAAGAACCAGCCCCUUUCAGUCAAACUGACAAUGUUUGGUCCUUUAUUUGAAGAUUUGAGAGGCCCACCAAAAUACAUGCUUUCUCAAAUUGUUGGAGAAAAGUCUGAAAAGAAAAGUGACCAGAUCAUUGCUUCUGAUGACGAAACUGAAGAUGCAGAAGCACCGUUUAUCCAAAAGCUUUUUGGGAUUCUCAGAAUCUAUUAUAUCAUGCUUGAACUCAUCAAGCGGGUCUCCUUAGGAAUCACCGUUGGUGCUUAUUCCAGUUUCAGUCAAUGUAAAUUUCCUGUCAUAUUCAUCUUCUGCAUUACAUCUUUCCAGCUUAUCUUCAUGGUGAUGAAGAAGCCUUUUAUUCGGAAAAUGGUCCAGUUUGUGGAGAUUAUCGCUGUUGCCACAGAAGCAGCAGUUUUUGCCACAUGUAUUGUUCUCUUGGAGAGAGAUUUGACAGUUUCUAAUGAUAAGGCACUUGGUCUAUUUAUGGUACUUAUGUUCUCCAUUGGAUUCAUUGUCCAAAUAAUCAGUGAGUGGCGAGCUCUGUUUAAGCAGGUCUUAAGACUGAGCAGCGAUGGUCACUCUUUCUGUAAUGGACUGAAAAUGGUUUCUACAGGAUUGUUGUUGAUCCUGAUUCCAUGGAAACUGUUAAACAAAUGGGAUAGCCAAUUGUUCUCAAAUGACAAAAGUGGUGAAAAUGUAGCUAACUUUGGCAAUCAAACGAGUGUUCCUGCAAUUGGAGUGGUUGGAGAUACCCCUGUGAGGCAGUCAAGAAGCUCUAGCACGUCGGAUAGGCCAUGGAUGAAGCAACUGCGGGAGUUGGCAAAAGCAAGCUUCAGCAGAGAAGGAAGUGGGACACAGACCGAUCCUUCAAGCAGCCAGAACCAGAGAAACAUGGGGAGAAGUCAGAGUCCUACAGGAUUGUACAGGGACCUUGAAGCUAUAUUCUCUUCUGCAUCUAGGUGAUUGAAAUUGUUUAUUAUUUCUAAUCAUGCAUUUUUCAUGCAUCCGGCUUUCCUCAACAUUUUCCAGCAGAGUCACAUUGAUAUAGAAAUGUGAAUGGCUUUCAGCAAAAAAAGGAAAAAGAAAAAAGUUCUACAUUAGUAUGUGAGUCCAUGCUAUCUUAGGGGUAGCCUGUUGUAUUGUUGCAUGCUGUAAUUUCCUCUCAUUAAUAUAAUUAUUUGUAGAAAAUAAAAACAAAAUCUUGUAAUUCUUCUUAUGUUCCAAUGUAUACAUAGUCUAGGAACAGCUCAAUAAUGUCUUC
Molecule: messenger RNA, 4130 nt
Organism: Nymphaea colorata (pocket water lily)
Lineage: Eukaryota; Viridiplantae; Streptophyta; Magnoliopsida; Nymphaeales; Nymphaeaceae
Exons: 14
Coding region: 608-3832 (1074 amino acids)
Source: RefSeq, a predicted model, not a curated record